Messenger RNA from Xenia sp. Carnegie-2017, 1628 nucleotides. Its product is annotated as inhibitor of growth protein 3-like. Gene Ontology annotation, cellular component: NuA4 histone acetyltransferase complex. The transcript has 11 exons. NCBI's taxonomy places the organism in Eukaryota, Metazoa, Cnidaria, Anthozoa, Malacalcyonacea, Xeniidae. Gene Ontology annotation, biological process: regulation of DNA-templated transcription. The record is from RefSeq and is a predicted model, not a curated record. Bases 65 to 1276 code for a protein of 403 amino acids.
UCAAUAUGGCGGAACAUUUGCAAUAGAACAAGAAGAAAAAAUAGAUAUUGGCUUUUAUUAAAUAAUGCAUUAUCUUGAGGAUUACCUUGAGUUGAUUGAGCAGUUGCCAAUUGAUCUGAGAGAUAGAUUUACUGAAAUACGAGAAAUGGAUUUACAAGUGCAGAAUGGGAUUGAUGAUUUGGAAAUGAAAGUUCGAGAAUUCCUUUCUAAUGCGGCAACUGCAACUCAAGAAUGGCGAGAUGAAUACUAUAAAAUAUUAAAACAGGAAUAUACAAAGGCGUUAGAUGAUGCAGAGGAGAAGGUUUCUAUAGCUUCGAGUAUUUAUGAUUUGGUAGAUCGACAUUUGCGUAAAUUGGAUCAAGAAUUAUCAAAGUUCAAGAUGGAACUUGAGGCAGAUAAUGCUGGUAUAACAGAAAUCCUUGAGCAAAGAUCAUUACAGCUAGAUGAAGUAUCCACCCCAGAAGUACCGAGCCUUAAUACCCUUCAACCUAUACAACCCUUGGCUCGUAACAUCAUUCCACCAUCAGCACAUUCCCAUAAACGAAAGGCAACUACAAUAGAUGUGUUUGCGGAAGAUCUGCCAAAUGGGGACAUUUCUGUCCCUGUGUCAACAGUCAGUCUCCCAGACUAUAACUCUUGCUCAGGCUCAUUUAACAUCUAUAUGUCAUUAGAUCAAAAGAUGUCAUUAGCUGGCCCACAGUCAAUGCAGUAUAACAUCGGAACAGUGGGAGCAAGCACAAGUGCUGCACCUUCUCAUUCAGAUUCUCAAUUGUAUCCAAUGCCCGGAAGAAAAAACAGCAACACAAAAGCUUAUGGGCAAUCAAUAAAAUCGGAAUAUCCCGGUCUAUCUAUAAACACAUCAAUGACGUCGACAACACAAAUGGGUGGCCCCUAUCCUGGAACACCUGCAGCGUUAAAUAUCAACUAUGGAUCCUCACCAUCUAUGUCACACCUGGAGCUUAACUCUUCUCUAAAUCCAAGUCCAUCAGGAAAUAAACAAAGUGCAAGAAGCAAAAAGCAAAAGACGCCGAUUGUUGAUUCUGCACCAUUGCAAACAGCGGUUAUUUCACAGUCUGUGGACUGGGUUUAUGAUCCAAAUGAACCACGAUAUUGCCUUUGUAACCAGGUUUCAUAUGGAGAAAUGGUUGGAUGUGAUAAUCCAAAUUGCCCAAUCGAAUGGUUUCAUUAUGGUUGUGUCGGAAUCACCGAUCCACCAAAGGGCAAAUGGUUUUGUCCAAAAUGUUACCCUCAAACAUCGAAAAAGAGACGUCGAUGACGUCAGGUGUCGAUGACGUCAGGUGUCGAUGAUGUCAGGUGUCGAUGUCAGGUGUCAGUGACGUCAGGUGUUGGUGACGUCAGGUGUUGGUGACGUCAGGUGUUGGUGACGUCAGGUAUCGAUGACGUCAGGUACUUUUCAGGUUAUGUUGUUGUUUCCUUAUGAAACUAUCAUGUGAAAAUUGUAAAAAUAAUAAUCACCAUGUGACGGUUUGCGGCCCGGUUGAAUGAAUGACCGUGCAAUAGUUGGAUUUGUAAAUAAUGAACGAAAAAUUGAUGUAAGUAUGUAUUUGUAUAUAUUAGUAAUUGAACGAAAGCUAGAACAUCUAAAUAAAUUGUAGAGGAAUUCGCCA